Messenger RNA from Monascus purpureus, 2023 nucleotides. The record is from the annotation of a GenBank genome assembly. NCBI's taxonomy places the organism in Eukaryota, Fungi, Ascomycota, Eurotiomycetes, Eurotiales, Aspergillaceae.
AUUAGAUCCGUACUAGCAUAUUCCUGCAAAAUACGAAGGUUCUCACCUCUUAGCUCUCCCACUGACUUCCCUGCAAUUCUAACAGUCGUCCAAUGGGCCACACCUGAACACCGAAGAGGUGCAGCAAGAUCUAGCACCUUCAUCGUCGCGCAUCUCGUCUCCGGACAAACCCCCAGUGACCUCAGAAUCUGAGAAAAACACUUCUCACCUUGCAGACAAAGCUACUAUGCCCGCCUCACCCGGCUCCGAGACCCCCAAACCAGCUGCGGGAGACGCAGUGGUUGACCAGAAGAAAAAGGAUACGUUUUCUAAGGAAGACGCGCAGAAUGGGUCUAUUGGGGAGAGGAAGAGGAAACUAGCCGAUGACGAAGCUGUAUCUGAGCAGAAAUCUGCACCUGAUCGCGCCGUCUCCAAACGUAAGCGGCAGGAGGAGCGACAUCAGCGUCUGAAGAGGCGUGGGAAGGAGGCACCGUCGGCGUACUCCCGCCGUGAUCGUUCAGAGAGCCGUGAAGCGACAGCAUCUGAUUCACGUCAAGAACGGCCUUCCGUGAGAUCGCCCUCACCUCUACCCCCUCGACGAUCCCCUACGCCAGAAGCGCGGGCUCGUCAGAGAAAGCGACCCGGAGGUGGGGCACGGAUGGGGAUCGUCGACCGCGAAACGCUGCGACGAAGACAAGAAGAAAGAGAGCGUGCCCAGACGGAAGAUGCGCAACGAGCACUCCAGGAACGUGGGGUAUCAGAUGUGGUUCGUCAACACUAUAACACCGUACCGGAACGAGGCAAGGAAUGGCGCAGGACCGAAAGUAAAAUUAAGGGUCUACGGAGCUUUAACAAUUGGAUCAAGAGCACUCUCAUCCAGAAAUUUUCACCCGACGAGAAAUUUCUUUCACAAUUUAAUGACAACAAAGACUGGGCAGACGGCGUGGCCCCCCUUACAGACGUUCAACGAUUACUGGUCGUGGACCUAGGGUGUGGAAAAGGUGGAGAUCUAGGCAAAUGGCAACAGGCACCGCAGGCAGUGGAUUUGUAUGUUGGUCUUGAUCAGGCGGAGAUUUCGAUCGAUCAAGCUCGAGAUCGGUAUAAUGCAUUGAGAAGCGGACGAGGACGAGGACGGCGCGGCGGACCCCCGAUUUUCCAUGCCGAAUUCUUCCCCAAAGACUGCUUUGGAGAGUGGCUAGGGGACAUUGGUAUUGUGCAGCAAGUCGGUAUCGAUCCAAACGUCGGCCCUGGAGGUUCGGUGAUGAGCUCACGAUGGGGCGGGGGCGGUUUUGACGUUGUUUCGUCCAUGUUCGCGAUUCAUUAUGCCUUUGAAAGCGAGGAGAGAGCACGGCAGAUGCUCCGGAACGUCGCAGGAUGUCUCAAAAAGGGCGGUCGAUUUCUAGGAGUCUGUCCCAACUCGGACGUCAUCAGUGCCCAGGUGACGGAAUUCCACAAGAAGCGCAAAGAACGAGAGGAAGCCAAAGAGCGGAGCACAGAAGCCCCUGAAGAUGGAGAGGUUGAGGAAGACGAAAGCAAGAAUCCUGAGUGGGGGAACAGCAUCUACCGGGUGAGGUUUUCGAAUCCACUCCCGCCGGAAGAUGGGGUCUUUAGACCUCCUUUUGGAUGGAAAUACAGUUAUUUCAUGGAGGAAGCGGUGGAGGAGAUCCCGGAAUAUGUAGUUCCCUGGGAAGCAUUCCGAGCACUGACCGAGGACUACAAUCUUGAACUACAAUAUCGCAAGCCUUUCUUAGAGAUCUGGGAGGAAGAGAAAGAUGAUCCUGACCUUGGGCCACUAAGCGAGCGCAUGGGAGUACGCGAACGGGGUGGUGGGCGGUUGCUAAUGACGGAGGAGGAAAAGGAAGCAGCCAGCUUCUACCACGCAUUCUGUUUCUACAAAGUGUAACUGGUUGAGACAAUUUUAUUCAUGAAGAACUGGGUCAGCAGUUUGAUAUAAGCCACAGACAUAGUGUAGUUCAUCAGAUUGCCAGACCAGAAGUAGCAGUAUCUACGAAAGCAAUCCAUAAAUCGUAUUCCCGAAGCAGGA